Molecule: messenger RNA, 1991 nt
Organism: Talaromyces stipitatus ATCC 10500
Lineage: Eukaryota; Fungi; Ascomycota; Eurotiomycetes; Eurotiales; Trichocomaceae
Product: glutamate decarboxylase, putative
Exons: 3
Coding region: 369-1823 (484 amino acids)
Biological process (GO): L-glutamate catabolic process
Cellular component (GO): cytosol
Molecular function (GO): pyridoxal phosphate binding; glutamate decarboxylase activity
Source: RefSeq, a predicted model, not a curated record
UUUGACUUUUGAACUCUCUGAUUGUACAAACCUUGCUCGUUCACAAUGACGCUAUCUCGCCACGUAAGUCGACGUCUUAAUCCCAUUCAUACAGCAGCUGCCGUAGUUGACAAGACCAAAAAAAAUGCAGGUCGAUCCCGAUGAGCUCAUCAAAGCUCUGCGAGAUGGCUCGAAUAACAGUCUCAAGACGAACAUUCACACUGAAAAUGCCGUUGCGAGUUCGACACCUUAUACGACGCGCUACUCUAGCAAGGAACCUAUCCCCAAAUUUCGUAUACCUACAGAAGGCGCGCCUGCAGAAGUUGCAGCGCAAUUACUUCGCGAUGAAUUGGAUUUAGAUGGGCGUCCUAAUUUGAAUCUGGCUAGGUAUGUACGCCCUUCUUGACACGAAGAGCUCGAAGGAGGUUGACGGUAGAAGCUUCGUUGGAACGUAUAUGGAACGACAGGCAAACGCACUAAUGGCCGAAAACCUCGCCAAAAACCUGGCAGACGCUGAUGAAUAUCCUGCGCUCAUGCUCAUGCAUGCGCGAUGCGUUUCUAUAAUCGCCAAUCUCUGGGGAGCGAAAUCCAACGAAAAAGCAAUUGGGUCUGCUACCGUGGGGUCCUCUGAAGCGAUCAUGCUUGGUGGUAAAGCUAUGCAGCGUCGAUGGCAAGAAAAGCGAAAGGCCGCCGGCAAGGAUAUCUCUAAGCCCAACAUUCUCAUGGGUGCCAAUGCACAGGUAGCCUUGGAAAAAUUUGCUCGCUACUUCGAUGUGGAGGCACGUAUUUUGAACGUUUCGGAGAAGAGCAACUUUGCUCUUGAUCCGGAAGAGGUUCGCAAAAAUAUUGAUGAGAAUACUAUCGGUGUCUUUGUGAUCCUUGGAUCCACUUACACUGGUCACUAUGAGCCUGUGGAAGAGAUUUCGAAGGUGUUGGACGAGUAUGAAGCGAAAACUGGUCAUGACAUUCCAAUUCACGUCGAUGGAGCGAGUGGCGGGUUCAUUGCACCCUUCACGUACGCAGGUGGUGGUCAAAAAUGGAACUUCGAACUCCCUCGAGUCAAGUCUAUCAAUACUUCUGGUCACAAGUUUGGGCUUGUGUACGCUGGCCUAGGUUGGAUCAUCUGGCGCGAUCAGUCAUACCUUCCCAAGGACCUUAUCUUUGAGUUGCACUAUCUGGGGGGCACCGAAGAGUCUUAUACCCUCAACUUCUCCAGACCCGGAGCACAGGUUAUCGGGCAGUACUAUAAUCUCAUUCAUCUCGGGUUCAACGGAUAUCGCGACAUUAUGGAAAACUGUCUCGCAAACGCACGUCUGCUCAGCAAAGCUUUGGAAAAGACAGGCUGGUUCACGUGCGUCAGCAGCAUCCAUCACAAGAGAACUCUAAAGUCGGCCAAGGACACGGUGCUUGGUGAAGGAGGCGAAACCUCUGCCGACUACGUACCCGGACUACCUGUCGUAGCUUUUCGAUUCUCGGAUCAGUUCCAGAAAGAUUACCCUCACGUGAAGCAGGAGAGCGUCAGUAUCUUACUGCGAGCAAAGCAGUACAUUAUCCCUAAUUAUCCACUUCCCCCGACAGCCAACAAGAUCGAGAUCUUGCGUGUGGUGGUUCGAGAGAGCAUGACUGCCGAUCUUCUUGAACGCCUGAUUGCUGACAUCGUUGCUGUAACCGAGAAGUUGGUUGAUUCAGACCCAGUCGACCUCUCCAGACUCCAGACUCAUCCCGAUCGAACUCGCCUCGAGCGGAAACGUCAUCACUUCAAAGAGCUCGGACAACAGACCAUCGAUCGGCCACAUAGCGGAAUGGCGAGAAUGGGCGAGGGGGUACACAAGACUGUGUGUUGAUUCUUCUCAUGGUUUCAUCCCGUCUUAAUGUGACUGCCUUGGGGCCUGGGCUUGUCCUCUGCUACCUUCUGUUCUUCAGCUGUGGUGUGUUAGCCAAUUGAUUCAUAUCUCUUUUAGUGUUCAAUAAAAGUAUAAUGUCAUACAUCACCGCAUUUGUUCUGAAUGAUU